Messenger RNA from Coregonus sp. 'balchen', 13963 nucleotides. The record is from the annotation of a GenBank genome assembly. NCBI's taxonomy places the organism in Eukaryota, Metazoa, Chordata, Actinopteri, Salmoniformes, Salmonidae.
AUGGCGGAUCCAAGCUCACAGCAGGUCGCUGAUGCGGUGGACGGCAGGAGCGCAAUGCAAACAUUGGAGGUGCGUGGAGGGGAAAGGCGCAGAGAGCGCACCACUCUACUCAGAUUUCGUCAUAAGACCACCCACAUUAAUAAAUUACGCAAUAAACCCCACAAAUGGAUCAUGAAUGAAUAGUAUAGUUUUGUUUUGUAAUGGAAAAUGAGAAAACAUUCAUGUCCUUUAAUAAUUAUGCAAAUGAGCAAUUUGUGACAAUCACAGAAACCUGGAGUUUGGAAUCCUGAAUAGACACAUAAACUUGGUUUUAAUGAAAGGCCUUCAAUAAUAAAUGUGCAUUGGCAUUAGGCCUAUACAGUGCCUUCAAGUAUUCAUACCCCUUGACUUAUUCCACAUUUUGUUGUGUUACAGCCUGAGUUCAAAAUUGAUUUUUUUUUUUUUUUUUUUUUUUGUUAUCGCACCCAUCUACACGUACUACCCCAUAAUGACAAAGUGAAAACAUGUUUUGUAAUUUUUUUUUACAUUUAUUGAAAAUGAAAUACAGAAAUUUCUCAUUUACAUAAAUAUUCACAUCCCUGAGUCAAUACUUUGCAGAAGCACCUUUGGCAGCGAUUACAGGAGUCUUUCUGGGUAAGUCGCUAAGAUGUGCAACAUUUGCCCAUUAUUCUUUGGAAAAUGCUUCAAGCUCUGCAAAAUGUGUUGUUGAUUAUUGCUAGACAACCAUUUUCAGGUCUUGCCAUAGAUUUUCAAGUAGAUUUAAGUCAAAACUGUAACUCGGCCACUCAGGAACAUUCACUGUCUUCUUGGUAUGCAACUCCAGUGUAGAUUUGGCCUUGGGUUUUAGGUUAUUGUCCUGCUGACAGGGGAAUUCAUCUCCCAGUGUCUGUUGGAAAGCAGACUGAAUUUUUCCACUAGGAUUUUGCCUGUGAUUAGCUCCAUCCCAUUUCUUUUUUAUCCUGGAAAACUCCCCAGUUCUUAACGAUUACAAGCAUACCCAUAACCUCCCUGGUCUUUGUGGUAGAAUCGGUGUUUGAAAUUCACUGCUCGACUGAGGGACCUUACAGAUAAUUGUAUGUGUUUGGUAAACACAUAUGAACUUAUUUACGCUUGCCAUAACAAAGGGGUUGAAUACUUAUUGACUCAAGACAUUUCAGCUUUUCAUUUUUUAUUAAUUUGUAAAUAUUUUGAAAAAACAUAACUCCACUUUGACAUUAUGGGGUGUUGUGUGUAGGCCAUCUAUUUUAAAUUCACGCUGUAACACAACAAAAUGUGGAAAAAGUCAAGGGGUGUGAUACUUGCUAAAGGGACUGUAUUGGCCGUUAGGUGGCGUACUCUCUCCUAUAAAAGGAGGAGGGAGGGCUAAGUUGCUGACCCGGGCAUUCCACACACACAAACACACACAGUGGGGGCUGACGAGGUAGCUUUUCCCUAAGUGGUAAAUCCAGAGGAGGCUGGUGGGAGGAGCUAUAGGAGGAUGUGCUCAUUGUAAUGGCUGGAAUGGAAUUAAUGGAACGGAGUCAAACAUGUGGUUUCCAAAUGUUUGAUGUGUUUGAUACCGUUCCAUUGAUUCCAUGCCAACCAUUACAAUGAGCCUGUCCUCCUAUAGCUCCUCCCACCAGCCUCCUCUGAGUAAAUCUCUCUAAUCACCCUCCUACCCCUACAUUUUUAUCUCUACCCUGAAACCCUCUCAUACAAUAAGCACCUCGAUAGAUACAUAAACAUGAUAAGUAAAUCUGUCCCUAUCUGGAUCCCCUUAUUAUGAAUAGACUAACUCCAUUGGGUUGGAUCCUGUCGUUCCCUCCCCUAACCCACAUAUUUUUUAAUAACAUAAAUUAAGUUUUCUAAUCUCUUUGAUUUCCCAUUAUAAUUAAAUCCAUGAAAAUCAACCCAGUUCUACCUAUUAAAACAAAACAAGUGUUGUUUUUCUUGCUCAGGCACAUAUCAUUUCACUUGAGAUGAAUAAAAACUAAGCUGAGCCCAAGUGUUUGUAGGAUAAUUAUUAUUUUCAGAAUAAUGUUAAUAACACAUUUCUACAACACUAUAAAAACAGUUUAAAUAGCUACUUGAUAUUAAAUGUAUAUAUGUUAACAACCAUAGCCCGAUUCUAAAACUUGAUAUUCCAUAAAUACAUAUGAUAUAAUCAGUAUAAUCAAUCUGAUAUCUGAUCACUCAGAUAGAUCCUGAUCAGCUGUUUACCAGUAUAGGUCCGCCAUUAACUGAAUAUCUGAUCAAUUAACCAAUUAAUCAAUCAAUCUGGUUCUGAUCACACUGAUAGAUCAGGUCAGGUGUUCUCUGACAGGUCCGUCAUGAAGGAGAUGUAGACAAUGGCGAGGUGAAGCAUCAAUCAAACUAACCAGUCUGAUUAAUCGACCUGGCUCUGAUAACCCUGAUGGAUCUAUGUGAUCCUGAUCAGGUCAGGUGUUCUCUAACAGGUCUGUCAUGAAGGAGAUGUAAACGAUGGCGAGGCGGAGUGUCUCAAUGCGUGACAGCCUCUUCUCGUAGGCAAAGGUCGGCACUUUCCUCCGCAGCUCGUCAAAUGCCUCGUUCAGACUGAACAUCCUCUUCCUCUCCCGGACGUUCGCCGCCUGACGCUGGCCCACGUUGAUCACACGCCUCCGCUUCGACCGCCCGGUGUGUGUGUCUGAGGUGUGUGUCUGAGAGGUGUGUGUGUGUGAGAAAGAGCCUGGGCUGUAGGUGAGGGCAGAUGUGCUCCCUGUGGCCAUCUCAUGCAGGUGAUAUCCGUGUCCGGUUUGUUCCCCCUCGCUUGUACCUGUCUCCCGGUGGCUCCCGUUAACAUAGGAGAGGUCGUAGUACCGGCCCCGGUAGCCAGUGGCUGGGAGAAAGCUUUCCAUGAGCUGUUUUGAACCCGAAGUGGACUUUGGGUGAAUCUCUAUGAGGUCUAUAUCACUGACAAAGUCAUACAGUGCCGAGUCCCCAACACGGCCCUGCCUCUCCAUUUAUAACACACAAACACACACAAACACACAAACACACACACACACACACACACACACACACACACACACACACUCACCUCCCACACACCUACUGAUGAGUCUUCAAGGCUUCAGCAGCCUCACUGUCUGGAGGGAGAGUUAAUUUAAUGAAUAUAUAGUCCUGUUACUUUAGGAAAUCAGUCAAGCACAAUAAUCUAUCAUCUGAGCCGUGACUAGAUUAGGGUCUGGCUCCAUGAAGUUGAAUGCUCCAACACCAUUCACUUUAAGCCUGAUGAUAACUGGACACAGUCGCCUGCCUUGGUUGUGGUGGAAGACAUCAAUUUUCCUACCGUUAUUCCUGAUUUUCAAAUCCUAUGAAGGCAGUUGGGGCCAAAGGGUCAUGAGUUUAAUUUAAAAGUGUAGUAAAAUCCACAUCUUUUAGCCAAAUAUUGGAUGAAAGUCACACCAAUCUUGUUUAAUGUUCUUGUUAUGAUUUUUGAAUAGCUGUCUAGUCCACUUCCCACCUGAGGUUUCCAAAUCCUGUCAGGUUGCGAAUGGGUGAGUUCCGAGUUCCUCUUUGGCUCGAGUCCAACCGACAAACCGUCAUCUGUCCUGCUGUUUUAAUAAAUCCCUUCUCUCCUCUCCCUCAGCGCCACGCCUUUCAUGUCCUUAUACUUCUAAACAGAGUCGAUUUCAGAAGUUAACUUUGAGCUGAUCUCCAUGGAAGUGAACUGAGCUGGGUAGGAUAGGAGAGUAGUAGCCUAAGGUCGGGCCCACCAAUUGAUGUGUUGUUCGUCUGAACGCUUCAAGCUUUAAUGAGGUAUUGAAGAAGAGAGCCGGUCCAACCAGAGGGUCAUUCAGUCCUGUUUGCUCUCCUCUCUUUCCUUCGCUUCAUAGGCUAAAUAAUGACACUUCUACCACUUACACAGGCCAGAGAGAGAAAGACACCAAAUAGUACAUUCCCAACUGUCGCUAUCCUCCACAAGGCAUUCUAUUGCAAAUUAGUGUAAAUAGCUGCUGGUUCCCAUGGUAGGAGGACAGUGUCCACACAGCAGUAUGGGCCUGGAUGGGAAGCCAGAGAAGAGGAGGACAGGAGGAGAGGAGAAGAGGUGGAGAGAAGGAGAGAAUGAGAGGAAGAGAGGAGUGGAGGAAAGAGGGAGAGGAGGAAAUAGGUAGAAUAGGAGGAGAGGAGAGGCCAGAGUAAGACAGGAAAGGAGGAGAGAAGUACAGAAGGAGAGGAGAGAAAGAGAAAAGGCCAGGGUUUAACUAGGGGUCCUCGGGAAUGGACCUUAUUCACACUGAAAUACUGUGGGAAAUUUCAUUAUGACCUGGGGUGCAAACUCACAACCCUCUUCACAACAACACUUCAUACUAAAGAAGCAACAUCAUCCAUACAACUUACAGAGACAAGACAUACAGUCUGAGUCUGGGGGAGCAACAGUACAACAGUGUGCAGUGGUGUAAAUUACUUAAGUAAAAAUAAUUUUAAGUACUACUUAAGUCAUUUUUGGGGGUAUCUGUACUUUACUUUACUAUUUAUAUUUUUGACAACUUUUACUUUUACUUCACUACAUUCCUAAAGAAAAUAAUGUACUUUUUACUCCAUACAUUUUCCCUGACACCCAGAAGUACUCGUUACAUUUUGAAUGCUUGUCAGGCCAGGAAAAUUGUCCAAUUCACGCACUUAUCAAGAGAACAUCCCUGGUCAUCCCUACUGCCUCUGAUCUGGCUGACUCACUAAACACAAAUUCUUUGUUUGUAAAUUAUGUCUGAGUAUUGGAGUGUGCCCCUGGCUAUCCAUAAAUUAAAAAAAAACAAGAAAAUGGUGUCGUCUGGUUUGCUUAAUAUAAGGAAUUUGAAAUUAUUUAUACUUUUACUUUUACUUUUAAUACUUAAGUAUAUUUUAGCAAUUUCAUUUACUUUUGAUACUUAAGUAUAUUUUAAAACCAAAUACUUUUAGACUUUUACUCAAGUAAUAUUUUAUUGGGUGACUUUCACUUUUACUUGAGUCAUUUUCUAUGAAGUAUGACAAGUAUGACAAUUUUUACUCAAGUAUGACAAUUUGGUACUUUAUUCAACACUGUGUGUGUGUGUGUGUGUGUUCAGGUGCAUUUAUGUCAGCACUCAGAGUUGAGUGGUUCUCCUUAAUCUCUAACCCCUUUCCCCCGACCUGCCCCACACCUCUCUCUCUCACAGACGCUCUCUCUCUCUCUCUCUCUCUCUCUCUCUUCUCUCUCUCUCUCUCUCUCUCUCUCUCUCUCUCUCUCUCUCUCUCUCUCUCUCUCUCUCUCUCUCUCUCUCUCUGUGUCUCUCUCGCUCUCUGUUGUCCUGGUAGGAGGGUAAACAGUGACAUUCCGGUGGUAGUCGUGGUAACGCUGAGAAAGCACAGCUGGACUAAGAUAUGAGGUAAUCUCACCCUGGGGCUGCUGGGUAAAUAUUGGUCUUAAAUAAGAAAUAAGAACCCAAGGACACACACACACAGAUUUAUAUUAAUCCACUUGAAAAGCACAUUUUAACCUGACCAUCAGUCUGUAUUGACCCACAGACUGCUGAGCUGUUUAGACAGUGGUCAUCUCUAACUAAUGACUACAGACUGGUCUCUCCUACCAGUGUGUGUCUGUAGAACAGAGGUAAAGAGAGAGAGAGGGAGCAAAGAGAGAGAGACAGAAAGAUGGAGAAAGUGGCGGGAGGUAGGAAGGAAAAGGGAGAGGGGGGAAAUAUGGUAAAGGUUUGAGACAGGGUGGGUGAGGGGGAGAGGAGAAAUGAUCUCCCCCUUCCCCAGGAGAUGCAGAGCUAUUUCUCUCUAUGCUCCUGUUGUGUGGUUCUCCUCCAUUCCCACCAUAACACACACACACAACCUGAAACUGGAGACACAAAAAGCUGGCCUGUGAAGCGUCAUGUCAACACAGACAAAAUAUAUAUAUAUAUUUUUUCUCCUCUGUUUUUCUCCACCUAUAUAUUCUCUUCCUCUCUUUCUCUUCCGUUUCCCUCUCCUUCAUAUUGCUUUAUAUCCUGCUACAACCACCCCCCUGUCUUAAAUAAAUGUCUUCAAAGAAAAAGAGAAGCCUCAUUUUAGUAAAGCAAAGCCUUGCAGGGUUAUCCCUGCACCGAGCUGCAUUCAGACUCAGCUGAGGUUGUCCUUACGUUGUCCUGAGGUUAUCCUAACAUUGUCCUGAGGUUGUCCUAAAAAACUUUCCCCAAACAAUCCCUGAAGGUUUGUGGUAUUCCAACCCAUAGAGCCCCCGGGCCCUUUCCCAGUUUAUUCAGAUAUCUAUGAAGGGAACGUUUAUUAUUUUCAACCUUCAGGGUUUAAACCAUAUAAAUAAAUAGAGGACUAGUGCCCAAAAGCUCAUUUUAGCAUGGGCAGCGCCACUGAGGACUUUUACCAUUUUAAAGUAGUCAACUAGGCUGGAAUUCCAAUGGGUUAAGGAAGGAUCACAUAAUUCCAUCCGGGGCCGGUAUCGACAAAGCAUCUCAGAAAAGGUCCUAGCAAUCCUGUUAAUACCUGUUUUAAGACAACAACAACAAAAAACUCCCAGCUCAGAGUAGGUUUUAGGAUGAUGUUAAGACACUGCCCAGACAAACUUUGAGCCAGGAAUAAAAUCAACUCAUAAAAGUUUAUCUCAGCUGGUAAUCACGACAGUUUGAGGUAAAACAACGGAAAGAUAGGUAUGACGCUCAUUGACAUUGUUGCAAUUGACGGGGAAUAACCAAUCACGAUAAGGCAUCACCAGCUCUGAACUCUAUAGCACGCUUCAGACAACCACAGUGAAUGUGACUGUACAUCUAAUGUUGCAAUGGUAAAACUUUUGAUGUAAUUCUUACCUACUCUUAAUUAUUACCUAAUACACUAUAUAUACAAAAGUAUGUGGACAACCCUUCAAAUUAGUGGAUUCAGCUAUUUCAGCCAUACCCGUUGCUUACAGGUGUAUAAAAUCAAGCACACAGACAUGCAAUCUCAGUGGCACCACAUUCCUGCCCUGCUAGUGCUGCCCCGGUCAACUGUAAGUGCUGUUAUUGUGAAGUGGAAACAUCUAGGAGCAACAACAGCUCAAUUAUAUGAGAAAAAAAUGUUCAAUUUUAUUUGGAACGGCAAGCCAGAAAAAUUUAACGGGCCUAUUUAUAUAAUGAAUAUGAAUUCGGAGGACAGAAAUUAUUAAAUAUUAAAGCAUUAGACCUAUCACUGAAAGCUUCUGGCAUACAAAAGUUAUACUUAAAUCCGAACUGGUUCUCUAGCAAAUUAGUAAGAUUGUCUCACCCAAUGUUCAAGAAUGGCCUUUUUCCCUUUAUUCAGAUUACAACCCCUCACUUUCAGUUAUUUGAAAAGGAAAUAAUCUCCCAAAUAUCACUAUUUCUAAAACAAGCCAUAGAAAGUUGGUUGCAAUUUCAAUUUAAUCCUCCAGAAACGACAGAACAAAUAAUGCAACAAAUAUUGUGGUUAAACUCAAAUAUACGAAUUGAUAAAAAACCAUUAUUUUUUGAAAAAAUGUUUAGAAAAGGUAUAAUCUUCAUAAAUUAUAUCAUUGAUGAAGUUAUGUCGCACAUGCAGCUAACAAAAACAUAUGGAAAUGUCUGCUCUACCCAAAAUUACAACCAAAUAAUUGCAGCAUUACCGCAAAAAUGGAAGAGGAAAGUGGAAAGGGGAAAAAGUAAGGAACUUGUCUGUCGGCCCUGCAUUAAAGAACAUAAUUGGUUAAAGAAAAUUGUGAUAAAUAAAAAAGUAUACCAGUUUCAUUUAAGGACCAAAGGAUUGACAGCCGUCCCAUAUAGAUUGCAAAAGUUGGGAAGAGAUUUUUGACGUACCGAUUCCAUGGCAUAGUGUUUAUGAACUGAUACGCAAAACGACACCGGAUUCAAAACUUAGAAUUUUUCAAUUUAAAUUAUUAUAUAAAAUUCUUGCUACCAAUAUAAUGUUAUUUAUAUGGGGGAUACAAUCUUCCCAGCUCUGCAGAUUUUGCUGCGAAGAGACAGAAUCAUUAAAUCAUUUGUUUUGGUACUGUCCAUUUGUAGCUUGUUUUUGGACACAGGUCCAGGAAUGACUAAAGGAUUGCAAUAUUUACCUGGAGCUAACCCUGCAGAUAGCACUACUGGGUGAUCUGAAAAGUCAUAGUCAAUCGAUCAAUAACAUAAUAAUACUUUUAUCAUUAUUUUUUAUUGCAAUUUACAAUCUGUAGAAACAAUGAGAAUAGAAGGGUUCAGAACUUUUGUAAAACAUCACAGUACAGUUGAAAAAUAUAUGGCAAAUAGAAAUCCAGUAUGGAUGGUGUUAAGAGAUAGAUGGGUGGUGUUGAAUGGAGUUGAAGGAUGGGACUAAUAACAACUAACAACAAAUAAUAACAACAAGAUAACUAAUGUAAAGCAUACUGUGUCCAUAAUAAGUAUAUACUGUAGGUUAUAGGUUGAGAGCUUUUGUGAAAGAGCACAGUUAGAAAGAUAUGGCAUAUAGAAGCAAACUGGAUGAAUAUCAUAAAAAUGAUUGGAGAGGUUGAGGGCAGAGGAAGUUCAGGAGUAAAAACAAACAAAAUAGAAUUAUUGUAAAAGUGUCCAUAAAAUGUAUAUAGUAUGUAUAAGCUGGAAGUAGAGGCCUAAGCAUUGUUGUUCACAAAUUUACUCCAAUUAAGGAAGGGGUGGUGGGGUUGGAACGUAAUAAAGGGAUUAUUUUAUUUUUUUUAAGGAUAUGUACAGUGAGGGAAAAAAGUAUUUGAUCCCCUGCUGAUUUUGUACGUUUGCCCACUGACAAAGACAUGAUCAGUCUAUAAUUUUAAUGGUAGGUUUAUUUGAACAGUGAGAGACAGAAUAACAACAAAAAAAUCCAGAAAAACGCAUUUUAAUGAGGGAAAUAAGUAUUUGACCCCUCUGCAAAACAUGACUUAGUACUUGGUGGCAAAACCCUUGUUGGCAAUCACAGAGGUCAGACGUUUCUUGUAGUUGGGCACCAGGUAUGCACACAUCUCAGGAGGGAUUUUGUCCCACUCCUCUUUGCAGAUCUUCUCCAAGUCAUUAAGGUUUUGAGGCUGACGUUUGGCAACUCGAACCUUCAGCUCCCUCCACAGAUUUUCUAUGGGAUUAAGGUCUGGAGACUGGCUAGGCCACUCCAGGACCUUAAUGUGCUUCUUCUUGAGCCACUCCUUUGUUGCCUUGGCCGUGUGUUUUGGGUCAUUGUCAUGCUGGAAUACCCAUCCACGACCCAUUUUCAAUGCCCUGGCUGAGGGAAGGAGGUUCUCACCCAAGAUUUGACGGUACAUGGCCCCGUCCAUCGUCCCUUUGAUGCGGUGAAGUUGUCCUGUCCCCUUAGCAGAAAAAUACCCCCAAAGCAUAAUGUUUACACCUCCAUGUUUGACGGUGGGGAUGGUGUUCUUGGGGUCAUAGGCAGCAUUCUUCCUCCUCCAAACACGGCGAGUUGAGUUGAUGCCAAAGAGCUCGAUUUUGGUCUUAUCUGACCACAACACUUUCACCCAGUUCUCCUCUGAAUCAUUCAGAUGUUCAUUGGCAAACUUCAGACGGGCCUGUAUAUGUGCUUUCUUGAGCAGGGGGACCUUGCGGGCGCUGCAGGAUUUCAGUCCUUCACGCCAUAGUGUGUUACCAAUUGUUUUCUUGGUGACUAUGGUCCCAGCCAGUGGCGGCUCCUGAAAAAAUUCUCAGGGGGGGCAAUUUUUCUGAUGAUUUAGGUGACCUACACACAUUUAAAAAAAGAUAUGUCCAGCAACAACAUGAAGACAGGGGCAGCAUAUAAGUCAAUACCAUAAGCAUUUAUUGACUGAUCUCAAAAGUGUUGGCUUACAAAAGCAAAAUAAGUUAUCACAGUAAAAAUAAUCAAGGGUGUUCUUUCACAUUCCUCAACACUGCAUAAACAAUAUGCAUUUCCAUAAAACACCUAAUCUAAUUGUGCCACAAAGUUGACAAGUCCAAGAAAAAUACCAGGGUUGGUGGAGCCCUCAGUUUCAUCUUUGCCUCGCAGAGCUAACUCAAACACUCCGCAAAACUUCACACACUGGAUUAGCCGGCUGAGGAUGUGGCGGUUCUUGCUAACCUCAUCGUUGUGGCGGCGGACAGCUAGCCUGUAUCCCUCAUCCAUUUGAGUGGCAAUGUUCACUCUCCCCAAAGCAGACAAUCUCAAACAGCUAUCCAUGUGGGUCUUUGACAGCUCAUGUUUCUUAAUCUUUUCUGAAAGAUGGUGCAUGUCCGUUACACCAGUCGCUGUCCAAGCGGUGCUGUCUGCCGUGCCGCCUUCAGGGUGAAAGAGUAAGCAGGGGUAGCAGAAGACUGCAUUAGCUACAUCGCAGCCUGCAAGCCAGGUUUUUCGUUCAUACCAAUUUUUGGAAAAUCCUCGGUGUAGGACUUUCCCCCUUUAGUAGAAACCUGUUGAAUUAUUAAAUUUGGUCUGGGAGGUCCUAAUUGUUUCGUUGCCAAUUUAUCUUGAUUUGUUCGCCGACAAAAAGGAACUUCUUUCAAAGAGACAAUCGAGUUGCACUGAACGCUAGCCAUCUUGACAGUAGUACGUGAAUUGAUUGACGCUGCUACCCGCUCUUUUCUUAGUUACGUUCAUGGUUAUGUUACGUAUGACGAAAGCGCGUAAGUGCAAGCCCUCCCGGAACCCAUAGAGAUUGUAUUGAAAGCUCUGAUAUUUGAAAAAAAAAGAUUUUACAUGAGAGUCUAUGAGAGACUUCUGGGGCGAUUUUCAACCUGACUGAAAUCGCCCCAAAAGGGGCGGGGCCAUUUGAAGCACGACUUUAGCCUGAUUGGACAUUUAGUGGCAGAUCAGACGUCUAGAUUAGAACACUGAUAACUACUGUUGCCGUAAUAUAAUUGAUUAGAAAAAAAAUCCCUUCCUUUUCCCGUUUGGCAGUGCGUCGCCCAUAUCGCCCUAAUGAACACACCGCCCCUGGUCCCAGCUGCCUUGAGAUCAUUGACAAGAUCCUCCCGUGUAGUUCUGGGCUGAUUCCUCACCGUUCUCAUGAUCAUUGCAACUCCACGAGGUGAGAUCUUGCAUGGAUUCCCAGGCCGAGGGAGAUUGACAGUUAUUUUGUGUUUCUUCCAUUUGCGAAUAAUCGCACCAAUUGUUGUCACCUUCUCACCAAGCUACUUGGCGAUGGUCUUGUAGCCCAUUCCAGCCUUGUGUAGGUCUACAAUCUUGUCCCUGACAUCCUUGGAGAGCUCUUUGGUCUUGGCCAUGGUGGAGAGUUUGGAAUCUGAUUGAUUGAUUGCUUCUGUGGACAGGUGUCUUUUAUACAGGUAACAAGCUAAGAUAAGGAGCACUCCCUUUAAGAGUGUGCUCCUAAUCUCAGCUCGUUACCUGUAUAAAAGACACCUGGGAGCCAGAAAUCUUUCUGAUUGAGAGGGGGUCAAAUACUUAUUUCCCUCAUUAAAAUGCAAAUCAAUUUAUAACAUUUUUGACAUGUGUUUUUCUGGAUUUUUGUUGUUGUUAUUCUGUCUCUCACUGUUGAAAUAAACCUACCAUUAAAAUUAUAGACUGAUCAUUUCUUUGUCAGUGGGCAAACGUACAAAAUCAGCAGGGGAUCAAAUACUUUUUUCCCUCACUGUAUCAAGUCACUUGCUGAUAAUCUUGCAUACAACGUUGCAUACAAUGUUUGAAAGGUCUAUCAUUUUCAUUUUACACAAUCCAAGGUAACAUAAGCCCUACAUGCCUUCAGUUGCCCAAUUUAUAGGCAUGCCCAAUUUAGACAUAUUUUUUAACAAUGUAAUGUUGAGCUCCAAAUGGAUAACUUGAAAUAACAUGAUGUAGGUCAUUAAAUAAUUGAAGAAUGUGUUUAUGUUUUUGCCUAGUGGUUAUAAGUAUUUAGGCAUUUAAUUGUGAAAUAGGCCUCAUGUUAAAUCAUUAUCAAAAGCGCAUGAUAUACAUGUAGUUCUAGAUUAUGGAUUGAUCAUAUAUCAAUAUCAACAAUUAUUUUAACUCCAAAGCAAUUUCAUGUGGCGCAUCUACCACUGACUUGCUGGAUUUUUCUAUUUUCAAGACACCUGCUGGUAACUCUUUACUGGUUAGGACAGCUCAUGAGGUGUCCUAAAUAUCUGUAGACUAGGUGGGACUCUUAGUGGGUGUGGCCAACACACCUGAACACACAUAACAAGGAUUGAGAGAGUUUUGUUGGCGCUGAGAAGGAAAUGUAUGUUUUUAAAUAAAAUUAAUAAGGUUUUCCUAAUGUUCUGAGAACAUGACUUUAAACAGAACUAGCAUUUCGCUACACCCGCAAUGACAUUUGCUAAACACGUGUAUGUGACAAAGAAAAUUUGAUUUGAUUUGAACUAAAUGGAAACCUGCAGAAAAUGUUAUGCUGAAGUACUGAAAUUCCCACAGAAGAAAGUUGUUUCUUAAAGUUCUCUGAAUGUUCUGAGAACGUGACUUUAAAUAGAACCAUGAGGAAACCUGUAGCAAACGUUAAGCUUAAGUACUGAAAUUCCCACCUAAGAAACGUGGUUCUCAGAACCUUAUGUGCUAGCUGGGUAUCCUGCACCAUUCCCAGAACAUUGUGGAAAGGUUGUAUGCAAAAUAACCCUAGGUCAUCCACGCUCUCACCAAGCUCUAAGAAACAUAUGGUUCUCAGAACGUUAUGUGCUAGCUGGGAGGCUACAUCUAUUAUCUGAAUAACUAUACUAAGCUAUUGGCCAUGACUGUUUUCAUGACCUUUACAGGAAUUAAGGCAAAUUGGACAAAUUAAACCUGACUAAUUUGCUUAAAGAAAUCCAACAAAUUUGAAUGGUCUUUUUAAAAUCAGUCUUACCAACCAACGGACUAUGAGCGAGAUUAGUUUCUUAUAACGGAAACUUUCCUCACGCUUCCCUCCUCCUCACACCCACCCACCUCCUCAAUUUCUGGGUGCUCUGGUGUUUUUGGCUCAGAAGGCAUAACGGACUAUGAGCAAGAUUAUUUUCUUAUAACGGAAACUUUCCUCCUCCCCAGGGAAGAAGAGAUGGAAGAGGAGGAGAGGAACCGGAAAACCCCCAGCCCUGGGAAGAAGAGAUGGAAGAGGAGGAGAGGAACCGGAAAAGCCCCAGCCCUGGGAAGAAGAGAUGGAAGAGGAGGUGAGGAACCGGAAAAGCCCCAGCCCUGGGAAGAAGAGAUGGAAGAGGAGGAGAGGAAGUGACAGAAAUGACGGGAGUGAUGUCAGCAGUGUGAGCAGCCCACCCAGGUCUCUGGAGGAUGUACAGACUCAGCAUGUCAUGCCCAACGUACGGGAGCGCCAGAGGACCCAGUCACCCAACCAGGCCUUCGCCUCGCUACGACAGAUCAUCCCCACACUGCCCUCAGACAAACUCAGCAAGAUCCAGACGCUCAAACUGGCCAUGCGGUACAUAGGUAGGCUACCUACUGUUAUGAUGAUAAUUGAAUCAACCAAUUAACCAAUCAAUUAAUGGCUUAUUUGAGUGGUUAUAAUUUAAAGUGCUUUUAUGUCAUUAUAAUUUGAGGUGCUAGGCCUCCCGAGUGGCGCAGUGGUCUAAGGCACUGCAUCGUAGUGCUAGAUGUGUCACUACAGACCCGGGUUCGAUCCCGGGCUGUAUCACAACCAGCCGUGAUCGGGAGUCCCAUAGGGCGGCGCACAAUUGGCCCAGCAUCGUCCGGGUUAGGGGAGGGUUUGGCCGGGAGAGCUUUACUUGGCUCAUCGCGCUCUAGAGACUCCUUGUGGCAGGCCGGGCGCCUGCAGGCUGACCUCGGUUGUCAGUUGAACAGUGUUUCCUCCGACAUUGGGAAUAAAAAGGGGGUAAAAUAAAAAUAAAUAAUAAUAAUAAAUAUAUAAAGAAUUUGAGGUGCCAAUCUUGUAUAGAAGUUUGGGCUGCAAUGUCAUUAUAAACGGUGCAAAAUAAAUAAUGAUGAUGAUGAUUCUUAUUAUUCUGAUUCUAGACUUCCUCCACCACGUGCUGCAGGGUGCGGGAAUGGACCUGGAUUUGGAUGAGGUGCCUGGUCUGCAGCAUCCAGCUGUGGUUAUGUGGCCCACGAGCAUCUGAGCUAUGCCUUCUCAGUGUGGAGGAUCGAGGAGGACGCAUGGUCCAGGUCUGCUACAUCACACUAG